AUGUCGAUUCCAAAUCCUUAUGGACUCUAUUGCAUAGUGGAGCUCAACUAUAACAGUGUAUUUGUUCGCAAUCCCUUCUCUUAUGCUAAUGGCUUUAUGUAUACAAUAGAUGAUAAUCAUUUAUCUGGUCUCACAUACUCCGAGUUUGUUACUUGGCUUCAGCCUUUCAUAUUAGAUGCUUACAGAACAGAUGGAAAAAUUUAUGUAUAUGUUAACCAAGUUGGUGUUGAAAUAGUACAAUGGUUUGGUGAUGAACUCAAUGAAGAAGAUGGUCAUGAUUCUUCCAUCAUGGGUGGGGAUAUUGAGGAUGAACUGGAUAACUUGAUGGAUGUUGUUGUUGAUUCUACAAGUGAAACUGUUAUUAUGAACAAAAACAUCAAAUGA
Messenger RNA from Lactuca virosa, 384 nucleotides. Lineage: Eukaryota; Viridiplantae; Streptophyta; Magnoliopsida; Asterales; Asteraceae. The record is from the annotation of a GenBank genome assembly.